Paramecium tetraurelia is the source of this 4713-nucleotide messenger RNA. RefSeq lists its product as uncharacterized. The transcript has 2 exons. Lineage: Eukaryota; Ciliophora; Oligohymenophorea; Peniculida; Parameciidae. The record is from RefSeq and is a predicted model, not a curated record.
AUGAUAAUACAAUAUACAAUUGUGGCUAUUCUAUUGAUUUUCACUUUGGCAAAAAGAAUAAUGCUCACUGAAAAUUUCAAUUCAUUAAAGUUUAAUUCAACAGGGUGGAAGUGUUUGCCCAGCAAUAUUGAUUCUUUAAUAUACUUAUGUAACAACGGGAUGAAUUUAGUUAAAUUAAGUCAGGAAUGCAAUUAAAUUGGUAAAACUUUUAUCGAUAUUCCACCACACUUCAGUCUUUAACUUUAUGUGGAUUUCAUUGCUUAUAGGUCUAUUGAUGUAAACGAAAAAGCAUUUAUUAAAGUUGAUAAUACCAAGAUUUACACUUAUUAUAAUUAACAAGCAGGAAAUCUUUAUUAUAGCAAUUAAUGUGAAACAUCCAAUGAAAAAUUUAGUAUGAUCACGGCUAUUUAGGAGUUCACUCAUACAAGUACUUAAUUAACAAUAGAAUUCUCAACUAGUUUAAAUGAACCAUUUUGGAAUGAAGGUUAUCCUUUCAGAAAUUUAUAAUUAUUCAUUAGUUAAUGCCAUUAUACUUGCAAGACAUGUUCGAGUGAAGCUUAUAAUUCAUGUUUAAGUUGCUUCACAUUGAAUCCCUCGCCUACCCUCUGGUAAUGCCAAACCUGUAAAGAUUAAUAAACCUUAAGAUUUUUAUUAACAACUCAAGGAUGCUUGUAAGAAUGCCCUGAUGGUUACAGUUAUGAUUAAGAACUUGUUUGUUAAAGAAAUAUAAAAUUAUUAACUCUUUCAAAUCUAAAUUAAAUUCAACCCAUGAUUUCUUAAGACUUCCUUUUGAUUACCUAAAUUAAUUUAGCAUUAAGAUCUCCUUUGGUUUGCAGUGCUACUGAGUAGUAUUUACCAUACUAUCUAAAUGAAAUUUUAUACCAAGUUCUAAACUUAGGCAGUUCAUCAGUAGCCAUUAGAUUAAAAGUCACUAUAAUUUUAAUAGGGACAUGGAUAGCAGAUAAUUCUGUCUAGAUAUAACUUAAUGGUGAAAUAAUAGAUACUAUCAGUUUCAAUAACUUGAUAGUCACAACUUAAAAAAGUGUGAUAUUGUAUUAAGAUUAAAUCAAAUAAGUGUGCAAUUUUAAAGAUGUAUUUAAAAUACGAGUCGAGCUUUAUCAAGUCAUUAAUCAAUAAACUUUAAAUCUUUCAUUUAAUGGGAAUAAUUUGAUUGGUCAAUCUUUGUCUUGGUCUAUUUAAGAUGUAGAUAUAGAAUAGGAGGUUUGUUCUCUGAAUUGCAAUUCAUGUUCUAAUAGAUAUAAUUGCAAUACUUGUAUCCCAUCCUUCUAUUUGCAUAAAGGCUAGUGUAUUGUAAAUUGUCCCUCCUUUUCAAGAAAAGUCGGUGGCUAAUGCAUCGAUUUAGAUGAAGAACUAAUUGAUUAAAAGAAUUCAAAAAUAGAAUAUUUAGUAAAAGAAUUUUAUGAUGUUUCAACAACAUAAGAGAGAGUAAAUGAGUUAUUUAAAUUGGUUUCUAAUAGUGCUAAUAAUUUUGCAAAAGGAGAUAACAUUUACUUCUCAUAUGUUCCAGAUAAGAAAGUUUUUGGAGGAGCAUUAGUUUGGAUAGAUGCAAUAUUUCAAUUAUAAUUGGAGAUUCCAAUGUAUUAUCACUAAGUAAGAGUUAAGUUUCAAGUAAUUUUGGGAGAUGAUUUUAAUACUGGAAGCUUCGUAUACAAAAUUAAUAAUAAGAGUGAUGUAAUAUUAACAAAAUCAACAGCGAAUCCAAUAUAAAAUGUUUAAAUUUGGGGUGAUUCAUAACCAGAUUAUGUUCUUUAAGUGGACGAAACAAUAAAAAAUGAUGAAAUUUAUUAAAGGCAAUUGAUAAUAUAAUUCAAAUGUAACAAUCCAAAUCAAUAGGUAAAUAAAUAGUUCUGUGCCAUAUAAGAUUUAUUCAUAACAGCUGAAUAUUAUUGCACAAAGGAAUAUAGAUUUGAUAUAUUUAAUUAUCAGAAUGGUUUGAAUCCAUGUGUUCCUAUAUGUGGAGAUGGGUAUGUAGUUGAUGAAGAAUAGUGUGAUGAUGAAAAUCUAGAUCCAUUUGAUGGAUGUUUCAAUUGUUAAUAUUAAUGUGAAGAAUUUUGUUAAUACUGUGUUUAGGGUAAGUGCUUAUUAAAUUUGGAAGGAGGAUAUGAAAACUAAAUGUUUUUAGAAAACAUAAUAUUAUAAUAAGAGAUUGUAUACUAUAAUGAUAAAAUUUAUAAUGAGUGCUAGAUAGAAUGUUUAAUUUGUCAUAAUGGAAAUUGUUAUCAAUGUAUGGAAGGUUAUAUAUUAGACGUAAUCACAUAGAAUUGUUAUAUGCUUAUUAUAGGUUGUAAGAAUGUAUAAUCAUAUUGGAAAGAAAUUUAAAAUUAUGCUAAAAUAAGUAUUUGUGAAAGUGAUAUCCCAUAUUCAAAACUAGACAAUAUUUAUAAAGAUCCAGAUUAUUAAUGUAUAAAUUGCUUAUCUUUUGAAUAUUAAAGUUGCAAUAAUAAAUGCUCAUUUUGUUAUUAAGGAUUAUGUUUUCAAUGCCAAUCUGGAUAUACACUUUAUAAUAACCUAGAUUGUGUUACUAUUUGUGGCGAUGGUCUUGUUAAUAAAGAUAAGUUGAGCAUUGAAAAUAAUGAAGAAUGUGACAAUCCUUAUAUUGAAGGAUGCCAAAAUUGUAUGAUACAAUCUGGAUAUACAUGUAUUUAAGAAGAUAACUCAGUUUGUUGGACUUGCGAUGCGAAAUGUUUGAAAUGCAUUAAUGAUAGCAAUACUUUGUUAUGCCAACAAUGUAUUGAUGGUUAUUAUGCUGUAAAUAGUGUUUGUUACAUAUGUGAUGAUAAUUGUUUAACAUGUAAAGAUGAUUCAUCAUUAUGUACUUCAUGCUUUAGAGAUGAUUGCUAAAAAUGCGAAGAUAUUCCUGGUUUGUACACAGAUUAUUAAAUUAAGAAAUGUGUGCCAUAAUGUGGAGAUGGCAUAAAGAUGCAAUUUUACGAGUAAUGUGAUGAUGGCAAUAUAAUUGAUGGAGAUGGUUGUGAUUCUAAUUGUAAUUCAGAAUUUGCCUAAGAUUUAUAUUCGAUUGAAAUUCAACGACUUAGUGGAACAAAUUCGAAUGAUUUAAAUAUUAUUCAUGAUUCCAAAGUUCAAUUGGAUUGUUAAAAUACAAAAGUUACUAUUGAAGGAUUCGAUUAGAAGGAGUUCCUCUAUAAAUCUACUAUUAGUGAUAGUGGUUGUCAAAUUUCAUUCAUAUUUUUUAAAUCAAUACGAAAAACCAAUAUGAUACAUAUCUAUAUUUAAUAUCGAGAAGUUUAAACAAGAAUUCUUACUGAUUAGUACUAAUAGUAGAAAGAAAUUUAAGUGAACCCUAUUGAAUAAAUAAUUUUAGAUGAUAGCCAAAAAUCUUAAGCUGAUGCAAUUUCUAAUGCACAAUCGAGUCUAUCUAUACUAAUUUGGAUUCUGGCACCACUUUCAAUUCUUUUCGGUUUAUUUGAUUAUUUAUGGGCUGUCCUUGAAAUCCUGAGUUGGAUUAAUAACUUUUACUUUUUCAACGUUAACUUCCCUUUCAAUGUUUAAACCUUUUUUUUGAAUAGCGAUUGGUCAUCUAUAAUAAGCUUUCCAACCUAUUAAGAUUUGAAUUAACCAGGUUGUGAUUACUAUUUUGAGUCUCCCCCUAGAUUCACAGAAAAAGGAGUUGAUCCAUUAUUCCUUAAUAAUGCCUAAGUGCCCAUCUUCUUUAUAUUUACUUCAGUUUUACUCUAUUUCGCCAGCUUUUUAAUUUUAUCAUUAUUCAAAUUUAUUGAUUAGGCUACACUGAUAAAAAUACCAAUCCAUAAUCAUUCAACUUUUUGUAUUUAAAACUAAAAGGAUAUUCACUUGCAUCGCUAAAAUCAACCCUAGUUUUUGAUUAAAUCUAAUAUUUAUAUUGAGUUUAUUGUAUAGAAGCUGAUAAUCAUUUCAAAUAAGUUUUAAAUUAGAAUAAAAUAAACAAUCACCUUAUGCUUAUUAGAUUUAACGAUGGCAAUAACCUUACAAUUAAUCUAUGGUAAACAAUUUCAAUACAGCAUGAUAUUAAUUAAUACCAUUUUAGCAUUAUUAUUUUGUUGUUUAAUUUUUUACUAACUAAGACAAUCCUAUUUCGUAAUAGGCAUUCAUAAAAAUCUGGCUGAAUUUCCACCUUUUAAAUUAAAAUAUGGAUGCUAUUAUGAGAAUAUCAACAUAGACAAUGCAUUUGGACUUAAAUUUAAUUUCUUCGGACUCAUUCGAAAGAUUACUUACAUUAUUUGCAUUGUUUAUUUUUAUUACAAUCCUCUUUUGCAAACUACUCUAUGUUUCAUAUCAUGCUCUUCAGGAGUCUUAUUGUUACUUUACUCUAAUCCAUUUGAAAGUAAAGGACAAUUUUAUAAAUAAUUAAUUUCAGAAGCAGGAUUAAGUUUGAUUACUUGUGUUACUAUUAUACUUUCUAUUGACGAUAUAUUAAAUCAAAUGGAAGAAACAACAAAGAUUAAUUUAGGUUGGGUGAUUAUAUCAUUAGUCAUAUUAUGUGUUUUAUGCGAAAUCUUAACAUUAAUAUUUGAAAUUUGUAGACUACUUCAUGAAAUAGGAAUCUAAAUGAUAAUAUCAAUAUUGAAUAGAAAUAAAACCAAUAAGGAAAUUGAAACUAAAGCUUAAAUCUAAGAAUCAAAGCUACCAGAAAUAAUAUUAGCAAAUAAAUUAUCCUUUAUUAACCAUGGCCAAAUUCAUCAAAUAUUCAUAUGA